ACUUCCUCGGUCAGGGGAAGCUGCAGUGCGGAUCUCCAUAACCUGAAGGGCAGCCAUGCCUCUCGAGUACUGGUCACAAGACCAGAGAGCUGGAGCUGUUUUACGAGUCAUUUUGAGGGAAUGGUCGUCAUUGAGUGAUGGUACUCCGUUGAGUACCCCGUAUGUGGUGCAAAAUGGGCGGGGAAGUCCAACAGAACCCCCGCUGUGUCUGCGGAUCGGUUGUGGCUUCCCCGACGACGUUCCAAACGUUGAACAAUGUGGGAUCGAAGUUACUAGUCGCUGAUACAGUGGAUACCAUAUGUCUUUCGUCAAAUAAACAUUUACCUAUGACCUGCAGAAGGCGGAAAUAUUGAUGGAGGGCGGGGAGCGGGAGGUUCCUUGCACUUGGCUCACUUACAAAUUACAAUGGAUAACACCACGCAGCAGAAGUCACGUUAGUCAACUCUGCCAUAGCAACGCAAAUACUACCGAAUACUGCCCAGAUCAAAAUAUGGCUGUUAGCAGCAGUAUUGCCAACAUGUUUUCGCUCGAGGGCCACACGGCACUCGUCACUGGCGGGACUCGAGGUAUUGGGAAGGCGGUCGCCAUCGCCCUCGCCGAAGCCGGAGCCGACAUCCUGCUAGUCCAGAGAGAUAAGACGUCCACUGAUACACUCAACGCCAUUCGUCAUUUGGGUCGAGAAGCCAGAAUCUACACCGCAGACCUCAGUUCGGCCGAAGAUGUAGCCAAGCUCGUACCACGGAUUCUGGCUGAUGGCCAUCAGAUCCGCAUCCUGGUCAACUGCGCAGGCAUUCAGCGGCGACAUCCCUGUGAGAAGUUUCCCGACUCCGACUUCAACGAAGUCAUCCAAGUGAACCUCAACACCGUCUUCACCCUCUGCCGCGACGUCGGUGCUCACAUGCUGGAACUAGAGCCAUCCCCCGUGACCGGCCGCAGAGGCUCCAUCAUCAACUUUGCGUCGCUGCUCACCUUCCAGGGCGGGCUGACAGUGCCCGCCUAUGCCGCAUCCAAGGGCGCCGUCGGCCAGCUCACAAAGAGCUUCGCCAACGAGUGGACGGCCUGCGGCAUUACCGUCAAUGCUAUCGCGCCCGGCUACAUAGAGACGGAGAUGAACACGGCAUUGCUGAAUGACCCGGAUCGGUUGGCUAGCAUCAGUGCGAGAAUACCAGCUGGAAGGUGGGGGAGUCCCGAUGAUUUCAAAGGCACUGCUGUCUAUCUCGCCAGCAAGGCUAGCGCCUAUGUAAGCGGCCACGUACUGGUUGUUGAUGGUGGCUGGAUGGGGCGGUAGGCGGAAUUGCCGUCCUUGACUUAGGAGUGCUGGUUUAUCUGGAGGAAUGCCGGGUGUGUUGUCUAUCUCAACCGCAGUGCCAGGGCUAGGUUGUUCCAGCAGCUGUUCCGGCGUAUAAAGGUAAAGAAAGCACUUUAAGACCAUGAUAAACAUUCAAUCCGAGCGGUAGCUUGGAAUCAAAUCAGAGUACUGUCUGUCACCUUUCGAAUAUAGACAUAAACGAGACGCAGCUAUGAGAACUUCAAGUUGUCUAAACACCUCAUGCUAGUUGUCUGUCUUAAACUUGGCUG
Molecule: messenger RNA, 1578 nt
Organism: Canariomyces notabilis
Lineage: Eukaryota; Fungi; Ascomycota; Sordariomycetes; Sordariales; Chaetomiaceae
Product: NAD(P)-binding protein
Exons: 4
Coding region: 491-1288 (265 amino acids)
Molecular function (GO): oxidoreductase activity, acting on the CH-OH group of donors, NAD or NADP as acceptor
Source: RefSeq, a predicted model, not a curated record